Ostrea edulis (European flat oyster) is the source of this 4675-nucleotide messenger RNA. RefSeq lists its product as uncharacterized. Bases 1 to 3207 code for a protein of 1068 amino acids. Gene Ontology annotation, biological process: G protein-coupled receptor signaling pathway. Gene Ontology annotation, molecular function: adenylate cyclase inhibiting G protein-coupled glutamate receptor activity. The record is from RefSeq and is a predicted model, not a curated record. Gene Ontology annotation, cellular component: membrane. The transcript has 10 exons. Lineage: Eukaryota; Metazoa; Mollusca; Bivalvia; Ostreida; Ostreidae.
AUGAGAUUGUGGAUCCUUUACCAAAGAGUUUUUUCCAGAGUUUUUACAGUUUUGAUUGUAAACAUCGUGCAUGGAUAUACUUCUUUUCCCCAUGUGACGUCAGUUACUGGUAAUGUUUACUUGGCGGGAAUAUUUACUUUAAAAUCAUCUACACGCACCGGAAGUGAAUGUGAUGGUCAAGCGGUUGUGACGUCUGUGAUGGCAUUGGAAUUAGUCAAAUGGGCGAUACGUCGAUUGAAUGAACACAACUACAUUCCCGGAGUAAAAAUAGGAUUAUUAACCUUUCCUUCGUGUAUGUCAGACAAACUAGUUGGCUACAGAGCUGUGGAAAUAUCGUCCAUUAUACAAGAAAGAACAAAAAACAUUAUAGGUAUCAUUGGAGCAGAAACCAAUUCCCAGUCGGAAUGGAUCGCUACUAUACUGGCCGGACUUCCACAGUCUGUUUCUCCCCCUAUGAUAUCCUAUUCCUCAACGGCUGCUAUUCUGAGUGAUGUUUCAAAAUUUCCAAAUUUCUUUAGAACAAUUCCUUCAGACAGAAUACAAGUGAAGGUCAUGGCGUCUUUGCUGGUGGAGUUAGAAUGGAACUACAUCUCAAUUGUACAUGAAAAUAAGGACUACAAUCGACAAAAUGCCGAAACUUUACAGGAAAUGUUACGAGAGAAGGGGGUAUGUAUCCGCUCUGUAAACAGUUUUAAUACAACAUACGGUGUCGAGAUGACCACUCUUGGACAAAUCGUUAGAGACAUCAUUUUACCGAAAGGUGGCGCGGUUAGCGGUGUAGUAUUCUUUGGAGGAGAGACUUCCGCUGAAAAGUUUUUAACGGUCAUCACAAAUCUGCACCUCGGAAGAGACACGCCAUCCCUUAUUUUUUCUUCAGAAGUUGGAUUAUCUAAACAUACAUUCAAUGCAAAGACACUGCCAGCAUCGAGAGGAAAUCUUAUAGUCCGUCCUACAAGUCAACCGAUCAAACAAUUCUUAGAGUAUUGGAAAACAAUUUUCCGAAACAAAACAUUGAUUGCAGAGGAAUUGAAAACAAACCCCUAUAUGGAGGACGUAUUCUCGAUCAUAAAAGGGUGCUCUUUUGACGAUGUGUCGUGUGAUGAACCGACAGAAGUGGAAAUAGAAGCUUUCACUUCAGAUUAUGUAAUAUAUGAUCAGUAUGUGUUGGAUGCUGUCUGUAUUUUUGCGAAUACAUUAAAAAACUUGAGACAUGAAGUAUGUUUAAACGAUGCCUGUUCAUUACUGAAAUAUGACGGCCUGAAAGAGAUUUCCACAGCACUGAAAAAAGUAGACGUAAAUUCCUCUUCAGAGUUUGGAUCAAUUUUUCAUCUGAACGACCGGUUAAAAUUCAAUGAAAAUGGAGAACUUCGAUGGAAUGGAAAUACAGAUAUUUUUUCUGUUUAUAAUCACAGGAAAUGCCUUCAAGACGAAUCAAGUUACUGUUUUACUCAGGUUGCAACAUUCUCUGAAAAUAUAGUCGUUAACAGAACACUAUUGAAAGAUUAUGACCAAACUGGAAUGGAAAGACGCUAUCAUAAAGCACAGUGCAGAAAGGGAGACAUCUGCACAGCCUGUCUGCAAAAUAACGAGGAACUGUAUUACAAACCCGGAGAUCUUGUCAUUGUCGCUGCCUUUCCAAUUCACAAUGUUGGCUACAAUCCCCUGAAAUGUGGAGGAUUGCGAAGGAACAUUGGUUUUGACGUUGCUCUUUCUGUAGAGUAUGUGGUAGAAGAAAUAAACAACGAUUCCACCAUUUUUAACGGCACUUCUGUUGGGUUCCUCAUAUUAGAUACUUGUAAUGAUCCGCUCAUUAUUCAAGAGCGCAUGCUACGUCUGUUCAGGCACGAUAACUAUUCGAUACUUCCGCAUGAUAUAUUGGACAGAAUUCUUGGAUUUGUCGGACCUUUCGGGAGUACACAGUCGAUACCAAUGGUAUCACUUACAAAUAAGCUGCAAGGAAAACCUCAUGUUGGGUGUUGUGCAACGACCACAAAAUUAUCAAACAGAGAGCUGUAUCCAAACUUUUUGAGAGUUUCAAUGACUCUAGACAAAACAGCAGAAGCGAUGAUUCAAAUAGCAAAAACGCUGAAUGCGUUUUACAUCCAAAUCGUGUACAGUUCGGGAGAGUACGGCGAAGGUGGAAGAGAGGCAAUUGAAAUCAGUGCUAAGAAACAUGGAAUUUGUGUAGCCAAUGCAAUAGAAGUGCCAGAUAGGUCAAAUUACAUUGCGGUGAUUGACAAUCUUCGAGUCAAACCAUCGGCAAAAGUAGUCUUAACAUUUCUCCGUUCGUUUGGUGCACCAUACGUAAUGCAAGUGAUAACAGAAAAUAUGCAAUCCGAUGAUGAAUUUCAUUUUAUCGCCUCGGAGACCCUUGCCCCACGAAAGGACUUCCUGAUUCCUCGAUUAAGAGGCACUUUGGCUGUAGCUCAAGAAAUGCCACAAAAUCCUGGGUAUCUUCAAUAUUUAAAGUCCAAGUAUCCAAAACCAACAGACUCUAAUUCUUGGCUCCUUGAUAUAAUUCAAAGUCGUCAGAGAUGCUUUUUCCCGUGGAGUUUUAACAAGUCCAGUGUUCUAACGAGACCAUGUGGUCCAACUGACCAUUUAUCUAACAAUGACAUCAAUGCAAUAGACCCAUGGGCACCAUACCUACUAAAUGCAGCACAAGCAUUACUGAAAGCAUCUGCCAGUGCUCUACGUGAGAUAUGCAAAACGACAAAGUAUAUAUGCCCUGGAUAUCACGAAACCCAGAGAGUGGUACAGCACAUAAGAAAUGUUCACCUUGAUAUAAAUCAAAACGGUUCAUACGUUCCUGUUUUUGAUGAGCAUGGAAAUGGUGUUUAUGGCUACAAGAUAUAUCAGAUAGUACUAGACGGGAAUCUUUCAUACAAAUUGGUUGGACAAUGGUCACCAUCUUCAGGUCUCAUAUUUGAUAAGCACGAGGAGAUACUUUCAGAAUCUAAGAGUGAAAGCAGGUGCCCGAAUCAUCAAGACUGUAGUUUCUGCAAGCAAUUCCUGCAUCAGAUAAACACAGAUAUUGGUUACCAGAAUCUGGAUUCCUCUGACCGAUCUACAGGAUUCAUAGUGGGAAUAACAGUGGCCACUUUCCUUGCAGUGCUUUUUCUUUCAAUGUUUUGGUUCCAGUGUUAUAGGAACCGUAGAGAUGAGGUUGAUCCAAAUGCUCCUUAUCUGGACGUCUUUCAAAUUUAGCUGGAAUCCGAUACUUUAGGAUACAGCAGAGUCCAAGGAAGCAUCUAAAGUACACAGAACAGGUGAAAAUCUCCACAAGCGACCCUGCGAAAGGAUUCAGACAGAAUACCGCGUUAAUCACGUCAAGAUAUAAAAUUAGUAUACGGCAGAGGAAUUCACUGGACAUGCUAACAAUUCUAAUGACAAGGUCGUCAACGCUGAAUCGUACCUAUCCUUUUCAUUUGUGAGGUCGAAGUGUUUUGAUCGUAACAUAUGACAAUCACGAGCAUUGUAUAUUUCCAAUAUUGUCAGUUAAUGUUUCGCGGUCUUAAAUGUGUCGUGAAAAUAUCGACAAAAUAUGGAGUAUAUUAAAAUAUAUACAUGUAGCAUAGAAUAGAUAUGGGAAAAAAAACCCACUAAGAAUGUCCCAAUAUCAUGAAGGUACGAUUCUCCACUGCAAAUGUAUAAUACUACACCGCAUAUUUUCUAGAACAUUUCUAAACACUGGGUGAAAGAUGAUAACUAAAGUGCACGAAAAUUGCUGCUAAAGUCGUCUAUUAGAAAACUUUAUAAGAAAAUUCUAGAACAUCGAGUAUAAAACACUAAGAUGGGUUGGUGUUUAGAUGUUUCAUAAUCAUUUUUGUCUGAGAGCGGUAGGAUUCCAGUGGCACUUUUGACGAAUUCUGGAUGUUUUGCUGUUAUUAAGGAGUAGUAAUGAUCUAUUUAUAACAGCUAUGUUCCGGUAAUGACGUCAUACGAAAUUGCAUAUUUGUCAUAUAGUUUUGAUACAAAAUUAUCUUAAGUAUAUCGUUGUAUAUUUAUGCCACCACUUAUCAGAUAAUUAUGCCGAAUUGUUGGUUAAUUAUUUCGACUUGUCAGACGAUUUUGUCUACUUGUCAAACAAUAAGUUUAAAAAGUAACCGUCAAAAUGAUUUCGCGCCCAAAAGGUGUCAUUCACUUAAUUAACAAUGCAAUGAUCUGACAAGCUGACAUAAAGAUCUGACAAGCUGCCAUAAAGAUCUGACAAGUCGACUAAAUGAUCUUUUUGUCGACUUAUCAGAUGAUUAUUUUGACUUGUCAGAUAAUGAGUUUGAUUUGUCAGAAAUUAAGGCGGAAAGUAGAUGUCAGUGAUUGGCAUUAGUACAUCAGAAAUUUGAAUAUCUUUAAAAAUUCAUCUUUUAUUUACUGCGGACAUUUUUAUAUUGAAGUUUUAUGGCUUGAAUUUCGACAAUUUUCCUCCCACCUUUUAAAAAGGUGUUAAAUCAUCGCACAUUGAAAGCAGGGUCCUUGAUUAUGUCAUUUGGUGGGCUUUUCAAAUUUCGAUUAAUUUCAUGACGAAUGCUCUCUAGGAAAUUCGCCUUGUAGUAACUGUCAUCGACUUUGCUGAGGUCCAUGUAAAAAUAACCAAGAUAAUCAUCCUAUUUCACAUCAUCAAAGGUCUUAAAAUCUGCGUAUUCACUCUUUUCUAAUAAAGUCUUCAGAUACCUUU